AUGCAACCACAUCUCAAGGAUCAAUUAGUUGAACUGCGACUCUGUCUCAAGGCACUGCCAACCGAUAUUCCUAUUCCAGAGCAGUCAAAGUACAAUUUUUCUAACUUCAGCCCGGACGCUGAUUGGACUGCAGAGAUUGGUGAGGUUGGUGCUGUCAACCGAGAGCUAGAGGUUAGGUUUGGCAACCGUGUCAAUGGCUUGAAACUUGUAGAGCGAGGCCCAGAGACGGAAGCCAUAGUGGAUGUGUUCGAAACAUGGAUUGAAAAAUAUCCGGGUGAUAUCAUCCUAGAGAAGUGGGUGACUGAUACUCUCGGAGCUGCACGAGGUCUCAUUCUCGCGACCGGACAAGCUUUACCGACAUCUUCACAUGAGGUUGAAUUGUCGUCUCGCAACCACCCAGACAUUGAACUCGUGCCGAGUGGAUCAAAAACAUCUCACAGCCCCCCGCCGAAUAAGUCGAAGGCAUCGAAGAAGAAGAAAAAGAUUGUCGAGUCCAACAUAUCCGUCAUGCACCUAUACAGAGACGCCGAACCAACACCUGUAAAGGGGAAAGGAGGUGCCAAAGUUGAUCCUUUGAUGGAUCUUGUCUCAGUCAAUACAUACCUCAAAAGUAACCCUGAAAAGUUGAUUGUUCGGUGUGCUGGAGCUGAACAUGGAUGUGCAACCACCUGGGCUGCACCUCGCUGGAAGACCCGAGUAUUCGGACACGCAUUACAAUGCGGAAAACUCGACAAAAUUGAUUUAACGCUACGUGACCGUGUUCGCACUGCCAUGGCUAAAUAAUCCUUAGGGGGCCGCAUUGAAAGUCAAAGCCUGGUAGUGCUGACUGCGGAGUACAACUCACCUGCAUCCACCCGAGUUACCAUUGCACCCACAUCUUCCAGUGCGCCACUGCCAGUCAAACAAACAUCAAUAUAUCCAUCGCAGCACAAGGCACACAUUUCAGC
This is a messenger RNA of Suillus paluster, 947 nucleotides long. RefSeq lists its product as uncharacterized. Bases 1 to 783 code for a protein of 260 amino acids. Lineage: Eukaryota; Fungi; Basidiomycota; Agaricomycetes; Boletales; Suillaceae. The record is from RefSeq and is a predicted model, not a curated record. The transcript has 2 exons.